UUGUGCCUGGAGUUCGGCGGAGAAAGGAGAAACAAUCGAGUGCGGUUGAGUAAUGGAGUAAUGUUUGUUUUACAGGGUUAUUAGAAGUGGAGGAUUGACAGAUGGGAAACUCCAACCAAAAGUCACAUCCAGAUCUGACAGAGUCACUCGAUUCAUCAGAACCUGAAUAUCAUUAGCAUCUGAUUGUGGAAUGAAAAAGGGCAUAAGGCGGGGAAAAUUUACAGACAUGGAGCUCAAUUCAAACAUCACAUCAAGAUCUGACGGUCACUCGAUUCAUCAGGACCUGAACAUCAUCGACCUUUGAAUGUAGAACGAGAAAUUUUUGUCUGUAGGGAAAGAUUUCAAACAUCAGUGUGACUGGAAAAGCACCGAGACACACACACCCAAGUUAGAGUGUUCCAGUGAACUGACUGUGGAAAGAGCUUUAACUAGUUACACAGCCUGAAAAAACAGCACACCAUUCACAGCGGAGAGAAAGUGUACCCCUUUUUCUGUGUGUGGAUGAGGCUUCAACUGAUCAUUGAUUUCUCUGACAGUGACCAUAGUCCCACAGCAUCUCUGUAGAAGCACAAGGACACCCACACCAUGGAGAAACCGUGGAAAUGUGGGGACUGUGGGAAGGGAUUCAAUUACCCAUCCAAACUGGAAACUCAUCGACGCAGUCACACCGGGGAGAGACCGUUCAUCUGUUCUGAUUGUGAGAAGGGAUUCACUCAGUUAUCUACCUUGUUAACACACCAGCGAGUUCACACUGGGGAGAGACCAUUCACCUGCUCCGUGUGUGGGAAGGACUUUACUAAAUCAUCUACCCUGACUGAACACAAACGAGUUCACACCGGGGAGAGGCCAUUCAGUUGCUCUCACUGCGGGAAGAGGUUUGGGCGGUCAUCCAAUCUCACUGAGCAUCUCCGUGUCCACACUGGGGAGAGACCGUUCACCUGCCCCGUGUGUGGGAAGGGAUUCACUUGUUUAACCAACCUCACAUCACACCAACUUGUUCACACUAAUCAGAGACCUUUUCAAUGUUCUGACUGUGAUUCUGGCUUUAAAAGCACAAGGGAUCUGCUGAUACACCAACGCAGCCACACCGGGGAGAGGCCAUUCAUCUGCUCCGAGUGUGGUAAGGGAUUCACUCACGCAUCCAACCUGCUGGCACACCAGCGAGGCCACACCGGGGAGAAGCCAUUCACCUGCUCCAAGUGUGGGAAGAGAUUUCGUCGCUCAUCCGAUGUUCAGAGUCACCAGCGAGUUCACAUGGGGAGGAUCCGUUCAGCUGCUCUGUUUGUGGGAAGGGAUUCACUCACUCAUUCACCCUGCUGAGACACCAGCGAGUUCACAAGUGACUCCAGGGGUUGGAUUCCACAGUUAAUGACAUCCAGGAAUGAACCAUGUUCAUUCUGAUAGUUGGGCUUUGUUUCUGCUGAUGUUAAUAACCACGUAUAAUGGUGUGAAUUUAAUGUUGUGACAAGUGCCAAAUAAAUCAGCAUUAUUUCAAACA
This is a messenger RNA of Carcharodon carcharias (great white shark), 1498 nucleotides long. Its product is annotated as zinc finger protein 239-like. The transcript is spliced from 3 exons. Bases 586 to 1320 code for a protein of 244 amino acids. Gene Ontology annotation, cellular component: nucleus. Gene Ontology annotation, biological process: regulation of transcription by RNA polymerase II. The record is from RefSeq and is a predicted model, not a curated record. Lineage: Eukaryota; Metazoa; Chordata; Chondrichthyes; Lamniformes; Lamnidae. Gene Ontology annotation, molecular function: RNA polymerase II cis-regulatory region sequence-specific DNA binding; DNA-binding transcription factor activity, RNA polymerase II-specific.